AUGGCCACGCACCCCGUCUGGUCGACGUGGGCCCGCCACAAGAAGGACAUCGACGACGCGACGGUGAGGCAGAUCGCCGCAGACAUCAUCGCCCACGGCUUCAACGAGAGCCAGCUUCAGGUGGACGACUACUGGGAGAGCUGCUACGGCAGUCUCACCUUCGACACCGACAAGUUCCCCGACGUGAAGACGAUGGUCGACGACCUCCACAAGCUGGGCUACAGAGUCACCCUGUGGGUGCACCCGUUUGUGAACCAGGACUGCGAGCCCUACUACUCGCAGGCACUGGCCAGCGGAUACUUCGUCACCAGCUCCAACGGCACGGUCGACACCCAGUGGUGGAGAGGUGUGGGCGGCGUCAUCGACUUCACCAACUCCGAGGCAGCAGCCUGGUGGGCGUGCAGAGUCUGGGCACUGCACAAGGCGACCGGUAUCGACUCGUUCAAGUUCGACGCCGGAGAGACCAGCUGGCUGCCGUACGAGUCGACCAUCGAGCCCCUCGAGCUGAACCCGGUGCGCUUCACCGACGACUACGUGAAGACGGUGUCCCAGUUCGGCCCCCUGAUCGAGGUGCGCUCCAGCGUGCGCAGCCAGCAGCAGCCCGUCUUCUUCCGCAUGUUCGACAAGCACAGCAGCUGGAGCGCCCAGAACGGCCUGCGCACGCUGAUCCCCUCGCUGCUGCACAUGAACGUGGUCGGCCACCCGUUCGUGCUGCCCGACAUGAUAGGCGGCAACGUCAACAGCGGCAAAGGGCCCGACAAGGAGCUCUACAUCCGCUGGCUGGAGGCCACCGUCUUCAUGCCGGCGCUGCAGAUGUCCAUCGCGCCGUGGGACUUCGACGACGAGACGGUUGAGAUCGCCCGCAACAUGACGUCGCUGCACGUGCAGUACGCGCCGCGCAUCGUGGAGCUGAUGAAGCAGACGGUGCAGGACGGCAGCCCCGUCAACCUGCCUAUCUGGUGGCUCGACCCCACCGACGAAACGGCGCUCACCGCCGACUCAGAGUUCCUUCUGGGAGAGGAUAUCCUUGUGGCGCCGGUGGUGACCCACAGCACAACUGCACGUGACAUCUACCUGCCCAAGGGCAACUGGAGGGACGAGGUGGACCCAGCUCACCCCAUUAUAGAAGGCCCCACCUGGCUCCGCAAAUACCCUGCACCGCUCAACACUCUGCCCUACUUCACCAGAGUCAGCUCUUCAUAA
Schistocerca piceifrons (Central American locust) is the source of this 1203-nucleotide messenger RNA. RefSeq names its product myogenesis-regulating glycosidase-like. Lineage: Eukaryota; Metazoa; Arthropoda; Insecta; Orthoptera; Acrididae. Gene Ontology annotation, molecular function: hydrolase activity, hydrolyzing O-glycosyl compounds. The transcript is spliced from 4 exons. The coding region runs from base 1 to 1203 and encodes 400 amino acids. The record is from RefSeq and is a predicted model, not a curated record. Gene Ontology annotation, biological process: carbohydrate metabolic process.